This is a messenger RNA of Sipha flava (yellow sugarcane aphid), 2001 nucleotides long. RefSeq names its product casein kinase I-like. Bases 456 to 1709 code for a protein of 417 amino acids. The record is from RefSeq and is a predicted model, not a curated record. Gene Ontology annotation, molecular function: protein serine/threonine kinase activity; ATP binding. Gene Ontology annotation, cellular component: nucleus; cytoplasm. Gene Ontology annotation, biological process: peptidyl-serine phosphorylation; signal transduction; endocytosis. Lineage: Eukaryota; Metazoa; Arthropoda; Insecta; Hemiptera; Aphididae. The transcript is spliced from 9 exons.
GCGUGAGAGAGAGGGUCAAAAAUUGGUGGGAGGGAGAAACCGAAUUGAUGUAGGAGCGAGCGAGAGAGAUUGAGUGAGACGGGUGGUCGCUGUGGUUAGAGUGAGCGAGCCAGCGACUGAGCUCCUCCUUCUCCUUCUCGCAACUCUUUUGUCACACUCGAGCGCGAUCGGAAGACAAGUCAAUAAAUAAUCAACAAUCAACAUGGCCGCUGAGAUCCGUCGUCGCCGCACCGUCGCUGGAUAUUGCGCUGAACAAUGACGACCGCCGCCGUCUCCUCGCGUUCUUUCACCGUCGUCACCACGUCUUCGCCGUCCGCGUGCCGUCGUUGACCGCCAGCCACCGCGAGGUUCACUGCGUGCGCGCCCCCGUCACCGCAACCGCAGAAUUCCGCUCCGUCGCAGCCGACACAGCCACUUAGCACCACGUUUCAGGUGUAUUAGAUGAUCGACGAGCGAUGGAACUAAGGGUUGGUAAUAAGUACCGACUUGGACGGAAAAUCGGCAGCGGAUCGUUUGGCGACAUCUACCUAGGUACAAAUAUUUCUACAGGAGAAGAAGUAGCCAUAAAAUUAGAAUGUAUAAAAACGCGGCAUCCACAGCUGCACAUAGAAUCCAAAAUUUACAAAAUGCUCUUAAGAGCACCUGGAAUACCUAUAAUAAAAUGGUGUGGUUCCGAGGGCGAUUACAAUGUAAUGGUCAUGGAAUUACUAGGUCCAUCAUUAGAGGACCUUUUCAAUUUUUGUUCCAGAAGAUUUUCUAUAAAAACUGUACUACUGUUAGCUGACCAAUUGCUGGAUAGAAUAGAAUAUAUACAUAGUAAAAACUUCAUACACAGGGAUAUCAAGCCAGACAAUUUUCUUAUGGGUUUGGGUAAACGUGGCAAUUUGGUGUACAUUAUAGAUUUUGGUCUUGCCAAGAAAUAUUGUGAUAGUCGAACUAAUGAACAUAUAAUGUAUAGGGAGAACAAAAAUCUCACUGGAACUGCUCGUUACGCUUCCAUUAAUACACAUUUAGGAAUAGAACAAAGUCGAAGAGAUGAUUUAGAGUCUCUUGGUUAUGUGUUAAUGUAUUUUAACCGUGGUUCAUUGCCAUGGCAAGGUUUAAAAGCAGCCACCAAGCGACAAAAAUAUGAGCGUAUCAGUGAGAAAAAAAUUGUGACCUCAUUUGAGGAUUUAUGCAAAGGAUAUCCAAAUGAGUUUUUAACAUAUUUGUUGUAUUGUCGUGCAUUAAGAUUUACUGAAAAACCGGAUUUUACCUAUUUAAGGCAACUAUUUAGGCAAUUGUUUCACCGUCAAGGUUUUACAUACGACUAUAUUUUUGAUUGGAACAUGCUUAAAUUUGGAGCUAAUGGUGCUCGAUAUAGUGGAUCUGAUGAUCAAAAAAAUGCGUCGCACCAAGAUAGUAGACGUGCAAUGCAAGACGGUAGCUCUCCCGCUACUAACGUUGUACCACUUACUAGUCGAGCUAUUCAAGCAGAUCAAAGUGGGAUAAAAAAUUUUUUAUCCAAAGUUCCUUUGGUACCAAUGGAUAAUUGUUCAGGCGGUGUAAUUCAACCAUUACAAUCAAGAUUGCGUUAUAGUGCAGAUCCUGGUUCAGCACGACCAGUCAGAACACAAACUCGGAGUUCAGCAAUGGCAACUUCUGAUUCACCAUCUGUUACUCAGCCUUUGCAAACCAAUGUCUCCGGUUCAAUGAUACCACCUGCGUGAGCCCCAAUUCGGGACAAAGCACUGGAUAGAACGCCAAUCAUGCACCAGCAUAAAUAAACUAUCAUGUUUGAAAUUAUGUAAAUAGCCUAGCCUGUUUUUUUCUAUUAUUAUUAUAAAUUUUACUUAUUUUUGAUUAAGAUGUAAUUAAGUAUUUUUUAUGUAAUAUGAGAAAAAAUCCAUUAUUUAAAUUUUAACAAACAUUUUAGGAACAAGUUGAAACAAAAAGAAGUUAUUAAAUAAAAAUUAAUAUUUAACCAAGGAAAAAAAUGGCCUAUGUAACAAUUUUACAAUA